Elgaria multicarinata webbii is the source of this 730-nucleotide messenger RNA. RefSeq names its product RNA polymerase III subunit K (gene POLR3K). Lineage: Eukaryota; Metazoa; Chordata; Lepidosauria; Squamata; Anguidae. Gene Ontology annotation, biological process: DNA-templated transcription; termination of RNA polymerase III transcription. The record is from RefSeq and is a predicted model, not a curated record. The coding region runs from base 89 to 415 and encodes 108 amino acids. The transcript is spliced from 3 exons. Gene Ontology annotation, cellular component: RNA polymerase III complex. Gene Ontology annotation, molecular function: nucleic acid binding; zinc ion binding.
GGCGGGGCCUCGGCGCGAGAGAGCGGAACCGGAACCGGAAUGGGCGGGCGCAGUGGCUGAGUGACUGGUGGUGGCGGCGGCGGCAGCGAUGCUGCUCUUCUGCCCGGCCUGCGGGAACGUGCUGGUGGCCGAGGAGGGCGCGCGCUGCCACCGCUUCGCCUGCACCACGUGCCCCUACGUGCGCAACGUCACGCGCAAGGUGACGAGCCGGCGCUACCCGAAGCUGAAGGAGGUGGACGACGUGCUGGGCGGGGCCGCAGCCUGGGAGAACGUGGACUCCACCGCAGAGCCGUGCCCCAAGUGCGAGCACCCGCGCGCCUACUUCAUGCAGCUGCAGACGCGCUCUGCCGACGAGCCCAUGACCACCUUCUACAAGUGCUGCAGCGCCCGCUGCGGGCACCGCUGGAGGGACUGAGCCCCCCCCCGCGGGGGGAGAGAAGGAAGUCUCACGCCGAGCACAGCCCGCUAUCCACGGCUGACACCCACCCUGCAGUGUAGGCCCAUUUGUGGAUUGUGGGGAGAGUGCGUGAGUUGAAAUGCAACAGCCCUGCGAUGUAGCCCAGCUGGUGUUCACACAGCAGGCCAGAGGUGCGGGCCUUUCGAAAUCACAAAACAGCAGCGGCUGGGGGAGGGGAGGACACGAAGGUCACGUGGACUCUCGCCCCCCCCUCUAAAUGUCCACAAAGCCCUCAAAUAUGUAAAUAAAGAUGUUCAUUCAAAGAAAAGCUCA